ACGAGACGCGCCGCGUGUCGAUGCCGGGCAUGCAGCGUUAUGUAAAGUGCUGAGACAGUGCAGCAGCGAGCGUUGCGCUCGACCGCGUGCGCGCUCCCCCGCCCGCGGUCCUCCCCCUUGCGAUUUCGUCCGGCGGCAGCUAACAAGCGGCGCGGGGCUCGGAGGUCGCGCUCCUCCCGCCUCUGCCCUCCGAGACGCGUCGCACUCCGACAAUCGGCGACUGGCAACCGCUUAGGCACUCAGUCGUCGAGCGAAGUUCGUCGGCACCGGUCGGCCUCGUGCCCCGGUAGUCGUUUCUACUCUCGUACCGAUAUCGUGACGUAUCGCAGCUUCGGUCGCCUUGGACGCGCAGCCAUUUCGGGAGUUCGUAGUGAUUCCGCGGAUAAAUGACACGCUAAAAAAAUAUAAAAUGAAAAAGAAAUAAUAACUAUGUGUGCUGUUGUAAAUAAUAUGUUAAUCAUAAUGAGGACUAGUGAAGUGCAAAGUUAAAAAAAAAUAUCGUGUUGGAAGUAUAGAAUGGAGGUAUUUGACACAAUGACUACGCCUAGGGAGGCUUUUUUCUCAGAAACGCUUCAUACCAUAGCGAUUAAUACUAGAGAAACAGAAUUUGGGAGCUUAGUUGAGCCAAUUCCCAUUAUGCUGAAGACUUAUCAAUCAUAUCAACCGAAUGGUCAAAAUAUUAAUAGCUAUGGACACCCUCAUCCAGUCAUAGCGUCGUUGACUUCAGUACCGUUAGCACAAAUGGUUGAAAAUUCGUCGACUUCGCCGAGUCAGCCAAGUCCUAAUAAAGCAGAAGUAAAGGAAAAGCAAACAAUUGUAAGGCCUCCUAAGAAGAAAUGGAUCAAAGAGUAUUUGGAGGAGGAGCCGAAGUCGCCAGUGUCCGUGCGAGUGACAGGAGUAUCGGUGACGCGCAGCAACGGUGUGGUGCGGCCGACGUCGCCGGUGUCGGUGGUGCCCCCCGCGCCCGUGCCUAUCGCGCCACUCGCACCUCUCGAGCCGGUCUCCACACCCGCUGCGCCACCCUCCGCGUCCCUCGACUUUGUUGUACAAGAACAUUCCAGGCCGCGUAAUAUAAACAAUAGUCAUGGACCACCUCAAAUCCCAUCUCCGCCUUCAGUUAGUAGUAAUGGUAGCGGUAGCGGCAGCGGCAGCAGUGGCAGCGUCCCCCGCGCCGCCACGCGGGAGGUCCAUAACAAGUUAGAGAAAAACCGCCGCGCACACCUCAAGGAGUGCUUCGAACUGCUGAAGCGACAAUUACCCGCAACACCAGACGAUAAAAAGACGUCCAAUUUGUCUAUAUUGGGCUCCGCUAUUCGUUAUAUACAGAUGCUUCGACGAAAAGAACGUGAAUGCGAACACGAGAUGGAACGUCUGGCUCGCGAAAAGAUAGCGUCUCAACAGCGACUCGCCGCGUUAAAGCGAGAAAUAUCUGUGCGUGCUACAGUACGCCCACGCAGUAUUGAUGCUCUUUCGGAAGAAACUGACGAUCGUGUUAGCGGGCAGGUUUUAGGAAUACCUAUAAGUAUUACUUCUUCUCCACCGCGAUCAGCUGUUCGGUUGGAACCAUCCCCCCCUCGAACACUAAACCUCAGUACGAAGCUGAGAACACUGCCGAUACAAAUUACACCUACUACCUCGCAGGUCGUAAGAACAUCGUACGGUACGAGACACAACACGCUCACCCUUACAACGAUUGCGCCGGCAGAUCCUUCGAUGCAGAAUGGUCAAGAGGUUAAUGGCGUAACAAGCACCAUAAACAACAUAGUGCAUCCAGCUCAAAUUCAUCUCCCUUUAUCUCAAGUGGUCAGUAGUGGUGGUCUUGUGGUAGGCCCUACGGCGCUACAGCUGCUGUCGGCAGGUGGCGGCUUGCGAGUCUUACAAGCGCCGUCUAUUCAUACCAACGGUAUAACUACAGAUAGUAAUAAGGUCUCAAAAGAAAAUGGUAUCGGAACGCCUCCGCCAACGUCAACAGAAGGAAGCGUCGUUGUUGGCGGUUUAACUCCUCUCGUUGUGUCGCAGCCUGCGCAUUUAUUACAGACGCACACGCUCACACAUAAGAUGGUAGAAACUCAGAUGGUGAAAGGUAGUGUGGCGCCAUUGACGGUGAGCGCGCAGUACUUGAGCGCCACCACCAUCGUCAAGCCCGUGGUGGUGGUGUCCAGUGCGCCUUCCACGUGACCCCCGCGCGACCUCUGAACGUCUAGUACACGCUCACUUUGAUGCUGUUUGUGUUUUAUAAAACAUACUAAAACUAUUUAACUGACUAUUAAUAUGGUGUAAAAUUUUGUUAUCAAUGUCUCAUUUUGCUAUAAUCUGUCGACUUUUCUCAUUGUAAAAAAAAAACAUCGACUGAAUGCCAGUUUUUUUAAUGACAGUAAAUUUUUCUCAUUACUUCAAUUUCGCAAUUUGGUAAAAGAACUGUCAAAAUGAUCGCUAUAAUGGUGUUAUUGAACCACGGUCUUAUAUACAGGCCAGGAAACAGCCCAAUUUCAAUGGCUCUCACCAUUCACCACGCACAGGAUUGAUCCAACUGUUUCAUUAUGGAGCUUAUAACGUUUAUCUGUUUUAAUAUUUUUUCUCUUCUCAACUGAG
Molecule: messenger RNA, 2592 nt
Organism: Melitaea cinxia (Glanville fritillary)
Lineage: Eukaryota; Metazoa; Arthropoda; Insecta; Lepidoptera; Nymphalidae
Product: max-binding protein MNT-like
Exons: 13
Coding region: 517-2178 (553 amino acids)
Biological process (GO): regulation of transcription by RNA polymerase II
Molecular function (GO): RNA polymerase II cis-regulatory region sequence-specific DNA binding; protein dimerization activity; DNA-binding transcription factor activity, RNA polymerase II-specific
Source: RefSeq, a predicted model, not a curated record